CGGGCACGUUGGAACAAUUCCAUUGGAGCGGAGAAACAUCAAAGGCGCCGCUCUUAAGAAACUUCAAACGAAAAACGCCGCCCGGCGUACUCCAGUACGGGGUAACGGUCGGCAGGGACGGAUCAGAGGCGAAAUUUGGUCGAAUCUACGUGAUGACCACCACUCCGCGGCAGAGUUGUUGUCGGAGAUGUGACUGACAACGGAGCAGUGGUCUGUAAACUGAUUAACGAUGACUGAUAGACUACGGAUAUUUUCCUAAAUGUGACACUUAUCCACCAAAAGCCCAUGAUUGAGAAGAAAAAGCGAGUUCGUCUUUGUAAAGUCGCCUUGCUUAUCGUCAACAUUGCCCUCAUGAUCGCGUUUGUAGCGCUUGUGUUUUCUUUAACGUGGACGUUCACUGUUCCAAGUCACGUGACUGAAUUCAAUGGUUCUGACGUCACAGCUGAUGAACAAAAAGGGAACAUCACUCGUGGGGCCCAGGCGGUCCAGCCACAGGAAAAAGAAACUGUACAUAUGCUGAAUGAUGCAGACAUUGUCGAAGAAAAGGGUUUGAAUGAAGUUCAUAACAACAAGGUCAAACAUACGAACAAAAGACGUCCAAAUAAAAUACGGAAUCGGAAUUACAUUAAAGGCCCAAACAGGAGAAGGUCCAGGAAGGUUGCCACCAGAAGACCAGCCAGCAAUACUGAAACAGUGUUGUCAAACAAUAAGGACAAUUUUAUUUCCAAAAAUAAGAAAAGAAAUAUUUUUGGACUUCGCAAAAGGAAAACAAAAACAAUUAACGGAAAAGAAACUGAGGUUGAGACUAUAUCAAUAAAUGAAAGUGGUGGAGAUGUUCUUAGCGAAGGGAACAAGUUUCGACUUGGAUUCAGUUACAAUGGGAACAGAGAACCAUCCAAAAGGGGCAGCCGUUCGCCCUGGAGCAAGUGGAACUCCUGCAGCACGGACUGUGGGUUGGGGCAGCAGGAAAGGGUGCGCAGCUGUGGUGACAACUGUCAGGAGAUCGAAUCCAAGCCCUGUCUCACACAGCCAUGUGAGGGCUCAGAGAUGACAGACAAGUGGGCCUACUUCGAGAUGUUUGACCUUACGGAGACGGAGGUCACGUCAGAGUCCGGCGAUGCCUGCGAACGCUGGAUGAAAUGUAGCAACAAGUCAAUCCAGCAUUACCUGGCCAACAUCGCCAAGCUGCCAAGCUGCCCCUGUUUCUACCCACUCAGCAUCGCCAUAGACAACAACAUCUUCGACAGCGACCAGCAAAAAAACUUCGCCUGGAAGGACGCAAGCGGGCCUGUUGAGAGGAAUGAGGUGUACAGACCCGGGGCCAAGUUCUGUAUUCGAUCAACACUUCCGGCGCAUUCCGUCACCCUGGCUGCACAACACUGUUGCUAUGACGGCCAGCUAAGACUGAUAACUCGUGGCAGAGAUGCGGGGACACCAAAUCUCGUCAGUCCUCAGCUAUCGCGUGAACUGCAUAAAAAAGUUGAUCUCCUUCCUUGGAUCCUCUGCAAAGGCGAUUGGACAAGGUACAACAGGGUGGUGCAGCCCAACAACCACCGCCAGUGCAUGGCCAAUCCGUGUGUGGGGGAGACACAGAGGCAGAUCGACCUGGCUAGAUCCUACUGAGUCACCAUCUCUCAUUGGUUCCAUAUUGAAUAUGCCAUAUGUUGACAAGUACUGAACCUAGCCCUGCAUUGCCCGUGGUCGUAAUCCAGACCUGUACACCAGGCUCUGCUGCCGCUGGAAGAGCGGAGUGGCGUUUUGGGGGGCAGUGACUUCGUCGUCGCUGUCAGGGACAGUCGUUGUCUGGUGGUUCGGACGUUUGUUUAAUGACGUUCGUGGUUGACAUGUGUAUGUAGUGCAUUACUAGACAUUGGUUUGUGAUGAGUUGUCUAGAUGGACUACGUCAUGACAAAUUGGCUGGAUAUAAAUAGUCACGAACAAAUGAUUUAUGUAACAACACUGUUGCUAUGACAAAGUGUCAGGAUGUAUGCCCUAAAUUUGUAUGGUAACCUGACUAGAUUAUCCAUGACAAACAGGCUAGAUGGCUACACGGAAUCAUUGAGGCGCCCAGGGUGGUCACACUGCUAACGUGUGAGGUUACAGCACCAUUGUGGAGACGGACGCUAGGUCGCCGGUGCAAUGUGUAAAGGAACAUAUCUGACUGAGAUAUCGCGAGUGGCAUAUACAUGGAUCGGUAAGGAUGGUCGUGCUGCAGGGAAACUGUUUAACAAAGCAAGUGUGCUUAAAAGCUGCAGCUGCGUUUGAUGAUGAGCAGUCUCGUCACACCGUUUGUAUAUUUUCCAGGGGCGGUGGGGUAACCUAGUGGUUAACGUGUUGGCUCGUCACGCCGAAGACCCGGGUUCGAAUCCCCACGUGGGUACAAUGUGUGAAGCCCAUUUCUGGUGUCCCCCGCCGUGAUGUUGC
Haliotis rubra (blacklip abalone) is the source of this 2424-nucleotide messenger RNA. RefSeq names its product isthmin-1-like. Bases 286 to 1623 code for a protein of 445 amino acids. The record is from RefSeq and is a predicted model, not a curated record. The transcript is spliced from 6 exons. NCBI's taxonomy places the organism in Eukaryota, Metazoa, Mollusca, Gastropoda, Lepetellida, Haliotidae.